This is a messenger RNA of Dentiscutata erythropus, 210 nucleotides long. The record is from the annotation of a GenBank genome assembly. Lineage: Eukaryota; Fungi; Glomeromycota; Glomeromycetes; Diversisporales; Gigasporaceae.
AUGUUGUCUUCAACAAGCACUGACAACCCAAGCUCUGGCUUUGGUCCAAGCUUUUCACAAAGCGAUAUCGACUGUGUGGACAGUUUCCUAUUACCAAGUUCUCUACCCGAUAACAAAACUCCCGAAGUUUAUUGUUCACCUCCUAUAUUUGAACUGGACAUUCCAGUUCCAUCCUUCGCUUUGAGACGUCGAAAUGCAAUAGUGGAAGCU